This is a messenger RNA of Thamnophis elegans (Western terrestrial garter snake), 4739 nucleotides long. RefSeq names its product ring finger protein 157 (gene RNF157). The record is from RefSeq and is a predicted model, not a curated record. Gene Ontology annotation, molecular function: ubiquitin protein ligase activity. Lineage: Eukaryota; Metazoa; Chordata; Lepidosauria; Squamata; Natricidae. Gene Ontology annotation, biological process: protein ubiquitination. Gene Ontology annotation, cellular component: cytoplasm.
UUUGCCAGUCACUUCAUCAUGGGAGGUGAGAAGUUUGACUCUACACAUCCUGAAGGCUAUCUCUUUGGGGAGAACAGUGACCUCAACUUUCUUGGGAACAGACCUGUACCAUUUCCAUAUGCAGCACCUCCUCCCCAGGAGCCAGUGAAAACUUUGAGGAGCCUGAUCAACAUCCGCAAGGACACACUGCGUUUAGUCAAAUGCACAGAGGAAGUGAAGUCUCCAGGCGAAGAAGUCAGCAAAGCGAAAGUCCAGUACAACGUAGAGUUCACGUUCGAUACAGAUGCACGGGUGGCCAUAACCAUUUAUUAUCAAGCCACUGAAGAAUUUCAGAAUGGAGUGGUGAGUUAUAUCCCCAAGGAGAGCAGUUUACACUCCGAGACUGUCCAUUAUAAGCGAGGUGUAUGCCAGCAGUUCUGUUUGCCUUCCCAUAGCAUUGAUCCCUCAGAAUGGACUGAAGAAGAGCUGAGCUUUGAUCUGGACCGCGAAAUAUAUCCCAUGGUGGUUCUUGCAGUGGUAGAUGAGGGAGAUGAGCAUAUGGGUCACUGCCAUGUAUUGCUGGCAACUUUUGAGAAGCAUGCGGAUGGCGGCUUUUGUGUGAAACCCCUCAAACAAAAGCAAGUGGUGGAUGGAGUGAGCUAUCUCCUUCAGGAAAUUUAUGGGAUAGAAAACAAAUAUAACACACAGGAUUCAAAGGUGGCAGAGGAUGAGGUGAGUGACAAUAGUGCAGAGUGUGUAGUCUGCCUCUCCGAUGUCCGAGACACCUUGAUCUUACCUUGCCGCCAUCUCUGUCUCUGCAACACUUGUGCUGACACCUUGCGCUAUCAAGCUAACAAUUGUCCCAUCUGCAGAUUACCAUUUCGGGCCUUGUUACAGAUCAGAGCCAUGAGGAAAAAAAUGGGACCCCUCUCCCCCACCAACUUCAACCCCAUCAUUGCAUCCCAGACAUCCGAUUCAGAGGAACAUUCAUCUUCAGAAAACAUCCCUCCUGGCUCUGAGGUUGUCUCCUUGCUGGAAGCCCUUAAUGGGCUCUCACUCCAUCCCCAAGCAGCCCUUCCAGUCCGUGUGCUUGGGGACAACCAUGUGUCAGGCAUGCUACCCCACUAUGGCAGUGACAGCCACUUGCCUCCCAUCCAGACACUGCUUCCCUUGAAGUUAUCAGAUUGUGGCAGUCAAGGACAUAAAUUAAAGAAGACUUUGUGUGUUUUCACCAGGUCAAUCUCACAACAUUCCUCGGUAUUACAUGAAGAAGAAGAUAAGGCUUGUAGUGAAUCUGAAGUCAGGAUUUCCCAAAGGAAGUCUCCCUGUCCUCGUGGAGAGAAUUGUGGUGUGACACCUGAAAGCGAAAAUAUCACCCUAUCCUCCUCAGGAGCAAUAGAUCCAUCUUCAUGCACAGGAACACCUCUUUCUUCUACCAUUUCUUCUCCAGAAGAUCCUGUUAGUAGCAGUCUGGCUCAGUCAGUCAUGUCUAUGGCCUCCUCCCAAAGUCAGCACUCCGAAAUCAGCACAGAUACCAUGUCUUCCAUGUCAGGUUCCUACGUAGCCCCGGGCACAGAAGAAGAUGGAGACAUGGCUGCAUCCCCUGCUGUUGUCAGUGAGGUACCUUCAGAAGGAGAUUCAACUCCUGUUGAGUCUUCUCCCGAUGAAAAUUUUGUCAGUAUCUCAGCAGAGGACGAGAUUGUGGAGGGGAAUGAUGUCAGGGAAGAAGAGGAUGCCUCUCCCACACAGGAAGAUGGCCAAAGGACAGGCGCAUACCUAGGUAUGGAGUGUGACAAUAACAAUGACAUUGGCAACGCAAGCGUGAAAGUUCUGGACAAUAAGGUGUGCUCUGAGGCCCGCUUACCUGAUCUUCCAACAUCAGCUGACAACUCGCCAAACCACAGCCAAAUGCUGAGACACCCCUUCUCUGAUAAUGCUGAUCUGGAGUUUGCUGAAGAUAUGCAGCAUAUGUUGGGACCUCUGUGUCAUCAAUACCAGAAAGAAAAAAUAAUGAUACUAAACACUCUUCACAAUAACAAGAGCAGCAAAGUCGUGGGUACAAACUUCAUCAAGUACUGCAGAUCAUAUGAUACCUAUUUUAAAUAGAUACAUAAUACUAAGCAUUCAAAAAAAUCGCUAACUCAAUGGUUUGUGGUGGUGGUUUGUAUUAAAAUGAACUUGUGGAGAGGGUGGAUGAAUGAGCUUGAGAUGAAUGAGCUUGAGAUGGAUUUGAUGGUUGGUACCUCCAUAAAUUUUCUCUCCUUUCCCUCCUAUUAUCUUGCCAACUCAACCCGCUUUGUAAUCAUCCUUUCCUUUUAUGCUCUUAAUCUACCACUUGUUUAGGGAUUGUCAUAACACUGGGUUCCUUCUGCUACGUAGCUAUGAAUUAAUGCCAGGUUAUCUGUUAAGUUCUUAGCAUGUACAUACUGAAUGUGUGAUUGUGAAAAUGUAAUGUAUGCGGAAACAAAUUCACACCUCCAAAUCUAUGCAUUGGAAGAGCACCAUGUCUUCAUCCGGAGUGAUAAAUGCAUUUUAUAUCACCUAAUGCCUGCUGACUUGAGAAGAAACAUAAGGAUCUGCCUUUUUAUCUAUUCCAGUUUCAUCCUGUAGCCUUUUAGUUACCCUUCAAACAUGCUCAGUUAGCUGUUCUGAGCCACAUCUAAGGGGUCAAUGCCAAAGAUCUAAUAUCAGUUAUAGAUUAUUCAAGAUCUGGGCUGAAUUGUGGGAUGUAACAUACAGAGACAAUGCUGUUUCAGGGGAAUUAACACACCUAGUACCAUCAGUACUUUGGUAAAGAAAUAAGUUCUCUCCAAGUGGAUAGAUAAGUAGUGUAGCUAGCUCUAAUUGAAACUUUUCAACGGGGAGAUUUCUCUGUGAAAAUUCACACAGAUGUCCCUCCCCCCUUCGGCAAAAGGAAAUGAACUAACUGUAGGUGUGGCUGGGGAAAACAAAAAGAACUGGCAUAAAAUAGCAAUUUGUUGAGAGAUAUAUUAAAUACAUUAUUUGUAUGGUGAUGUCACUUGAACUACAUGCAUGUUGUUAAAGUCUGUUUAUAUGGGUAAAGCCUCUUUGAAGAUGUCUUUCAUUACACAUUUGUUAAUUAUCAUGUUAACAUAUUUCCCUUGGUGACGAGUAUAUGAAAAUCAUACCAAGGCAGCAAUGUGAUUUCUUUUACACUGAAAAACAAUUACUUGCUUGUUCAUGUAAUGAUCGUGCUGCAAUUCUCUUUCCUCCCUUCCCAACAUAUUACUAGCAAUCUGGUGAAUCUCCAGUAUCUUGGGGCCAACUGUUUUUGAAUAUAUGCAUUAAAACUAAUGAAAGUUUUGGAGAUACGAUCUCUACUGGACUACUGAAGCUAUGGACAUAAAUGGCAUUCAAGCAGUUUUUUGGAGACACGGCGGAAGCAAAACUACUAACUGUAGAUGCGUAUGGUUUUUUUUUUCUGUUUAAAGCUGCUUUACCUGUCUUUGGGUGCCAUCCUAUUGGAGAUUAACCAUAAAGUUUUACAGCUGGACAAUCUAGUUCCAUUAAUCAUUCAAUGAGAAGGGUUCAUUUAUAAUUUCCAUCAGAGUAAUGGUGGUGGACUGCUUGGUUUUACCUUGAAUCCUUGCUUCUAGGUCUUCAUUAAUAAGCUAUAGUAACUGACAAUUCUUCACAGAGAUGUAGAGUUAUUUUCCAGGAGAUACUUUCUGGAUGAUGAUCUUGUGUAGCCUCCAAAGGAAGAAGACAAAGUGCACCUCAUCACGUUCUGCAUCAUUCCUCAUCCCCUUUUCAAGGUUUAAAAUGCAAAUCUGCUCAGGUACUAUCAUACCUUACUUUGUGUAGUCACAUAAGAACAAAUGUGUGCAUUGCUACAUUGGCAGCAUUUCCACUGCAUCCUUGGAUGGCUUAAUGAAAAAUACCAAGUUUAAAUACACAUUAACUAAACAGUAAAAAAAUGGUAAAAGUGGUAAAAGUAAACAAAAGCAAAACUACUCAGCUCUUAUUUUGACUUAAUCUUCUCCAACAAGGAGAUGUUAAAAAAGCAACUGGGAAGAACAGAAUAAAGUGACAGGAUUGAGGUUUGAGGGCAAAAGAAAUAUGGUCAGGAAAUACCUGUUUAUUUUUGAAUAAGAAAAUUAAUUCAAUAUCAAUUGGAUUUUAUCCUUGGAUAUCAAAGGAACUGAUUGACAGUGCUGCAUGAUCUUUGGAAAAUCUUGGAGAUCAGGGAAUGUGCAAUGCAGAAGAGAAUAAAUGUUUCCCUCUUCAAAAAGGGAGGAAGGAUCCAGAGGAACUAGAGGUCAAUCUAAUAUCAGUAUCUGAGAAGUUGAUCUAGUAAUUACCUUGUUUUCAAAAUGUUGACAGAAGCCAGCUUGGAUUUGUCAAGAAGUCUAACCUAGCAACCUAGCUACAGGAUGAAAUGCUACAGAUAUAAUUCAGUAUUUUUUAUUUCAGCAAAGAAUUUGGAAAAAAAAACACCCCAUGCUAUUCUGAUUAGCCAACUGGUUACUUGUGGAUUUAAUUUUAUAAUAAUUAAACAGUUGGUUUUUAAAAUUAUAUUUAAGAGUAUCCAUCGAUAAUUCCACAUCAAAUCAAAUGAACUUUUGUAAAUGACUGGAAUGAGAAAUGGAAAUUUGAUUAGAAUUCUUUAUUAACCAAGUGUGAUUGGACACACGAUGCUUCUCAGAUUUACUGACAACACCUUCAAAGCUAGAAAUAAGGCUUAGAACAAUCCUGACAGGUUACAGAAAUGGAUCAAAAAUAAUAAUAAUAAUAAUAAA